AUGCCCCGAAGCGUCCCAGUUGGGUCAGAUCUGAUCGCUUCCCUGAGCCUCGAGAUGGUCGAUUCACCAAUAGGUCGAAAGAUGAAGCGAAGUGAACUUACGACUAGCAUUAGAGGAGUCUUCGGUUGUGGCGACGCUGGCACCUUUAUGAAGCACAUAACGCAGGCAAUGGCUCAAGAUGCGCUUGCGGCUGUCGCUAUUUUGCAAGCAAUGCACGGUGAGGGAGUCACUGCUGCAUUAUCCGAAUGUGAGAACCAGGAUGACAGCCCGAAGACUUCGACGACCGCUGAGAUGGAACUAAAGAACGCGAUAACCGGAGUCGUGGUAUAG
Endocarpon pusillum Z07020 is the source of this 330-nucleotide messenger RNA. RefSeq lists its product as uncharacterized. Lineage: Eukaryota; Fungi; Ascomycota; Eurotiomycetes; Verrucariales; Verrucariaceae. The transcript has 2 exons. The record is from RefSeq and is a predicted model, not a curated record. Bases 1 to 330 code for a protein of 109 amino acids.